Molecule: messenger RNA, 576 nt
Organism: Trypanosoma grayi
Lineage: Eukaryota; Euglenozoa; Kinetoplastea; Trypanosomatida; Trypanosomatidae
Exons: 1
Coding region: 1-576 (191 amino acids)
Source: RefSeq, a predicted model, not a curated record
AUGGAGCUCGAUGUCGCUAGCGACGGGGAGGUGUAUGUCCGCUCUCUGCAGGAGGCAAAAUGGGAGAUCUUGAAGGGUGCGGACGCUGCGAAGGACUGGCAGCAGAUCCAAGGCAAGCACCCGUUCUUCCGAGACAUCAUCAAGGAUGCAGAGCAACAGGCGCGGGUGCUGGCCUCCGUUUUGGCGGCAACCGAAUUCGUUCUCCAGCAGUUGUUAUGCGUCGGCGAGAACAGCGCGGAAGUGGGGUUAGUUGAUGUGCAGGAAGUCAAGCACUGGCGCACCUCCCUCGCCGGCUUUCUGUCAAUUUAUGAGUCUUCUCCUGUUCCGACGCGAGCACGGUGGGAAACAGAGGUGCAGGGGUGCGGAGGCGAGGUUGACGUGAACGGGGAUGAAGAUGAUGAUGACGGCUCGUUCGUGGAGGCGCAUCUCAGAGAACUAGUACGGCAGUGUCUUGCCGCCGGAAAAAAGUGGUGCCGCCAGCAGCGUGGGGAUGACGGUGGCGUGCUUGCCGCGAAGUUGCGCGGCGCCGUAGCUGUUAUGGAUGCCUUUGCAGCGCCGCGGACGCUGGAGUGGUGA